Messenger RNA from Etheostoma spectabile (orangethroat darter), 1788 nucleotides. Its product is annotated as E3 ubiquitin/ISG15 ligase TRIM25-like. The record is from RefSeq and is a predicted model, not a curated record. Lineage: Eukaryota; Metazoa; Chordata; Actinopteri; Perciformes; Percidae. Gene Ontology annotation, molecular function: protein binding; zinc ion binding.
GCAGGUGAAACCUGAGAAGCUGUAAUCAGCACACCUGUGCGCUACGUCCAUCUUUGUCCUUUCCGGUUUCUAUUCGGAGGCUAGGAAAUGGCGGCAGCAACUAUUUCUAUUGAACAAGACCAGUUUUGUUGUUCGGUGUGCCUGGAGGUUUUAAGAGACCCGGUGACGAUCCCCUGUGGACACAGCUACUGCUUGGACUGCAUUGAAGACUACUGGACAAGGGCCAAGCAGAAAGGCCAGUACAGCUGCCCACAGUGCAGGCAGGUGUUUAAUCCCAAACCUCUGCUGAGUAGAAACACAGUUCUGGGAGAAGUAGUGGAAAAGUUUCAGAGAUCUGGAUUUCAGGAUGCAGCUCAACACGUGGCCAAACCCGAGGAAGUGAAAUGCAGUGUUUGCACAUUGAGAAAAAGCAAAGCUGUAAAAUCCUGUCUUGUGUGCGCUGAGUCUUUCUGUGCUGUUCACUUGAGAGUUCACGAAGAUCGCUUUCAUGGGAAGGUCCAUAACUUGAUCCCAGCUGUGGAGCAGCUGAGGGAACUGUGCCCACAUCAUGAUAAAUCGCUGAGGCUGUACUGUCGCACUGACCAGCAGUGUGUGUGUUCCCAGUGUGUCAAAGAGAGACACAAGGGCCAUGAUGCCGUCUCAGUGGUGGAUGAGAGAGUAACACAACAGAAAAAACUCCAACAAGCCUUUUUGAAGUCUGUGCAGAAAUUGAAGGACACGGAGAAGGAACUUAGAUAUAUUGUCCGAUACAUUAAGCACUCCACAGAAGCAGCCGUGGAGGAGAGCGAGAGGGUUUUCUCCAAGUUGAUCCGCUCCAUAGAGAAAGAAAGCAGUGAGGUGAAGGAGGUGUUGCGAGUCCAGGAGAGAGCAGCUGUCAGUCAGGCUGAGGAGCUGCUGGAGAAGAUCCAGAGGGACACAACGGAGCUCAGGAGGACAGGUGCUGAGUUGGAUAAGAUUUCUGGCACUGAGGACCACAUUCACUUUCUUCAGAAGUGCAAGUCUCUUCAUUUCCCUACGAAGACUGUGGAGAGGCCCAGCACUGAUGCACUCCAGUAUUGUAUGUAUAAAACCAUGAGAGGAGCCCUAGCUGAUCUCAAAGACAGUCUGGACGAAACUCUUGAAAGAGAAUUCAACAGGAUCUCUGAAAAAGCCAUUUCACUGAAGGAGACCAGCAAUCAAAGUUUCUCUGAAAAGACUAAAGUAAAAGACAAUGACGUACCAUUCAACUCAGAACCAAAGACGAGAGCUGAUUUUCUACAAUAUCACAAUGACAUCACCCUGGACCUGGACACAGCCAACCCUUAUCUAAGCUUCUUUGAUGGUCAAAGAGGGGUGACCACACGUUCGGAGCCACAGCCAUACCCGGACCAUCCGCAUCGCUUCACCAGCUGGGCCCAGGUGCUGUGCAGAGCCGGGAUGGCUGGACGCUGCUACUGGGAGGUAGAGUGGGCUGGUAACGGAGGGGUUUCCAUCGGCGUCUGCUACAAAAGCUUGGGCAGGAGCGGAGGAGGGAGUGACUGUAAGCUCGGACACAACUCCAAAUCCUGGAGCCUGGACUGCUCUUACUCAGUCUGUUCCUUUCAGCACAAUAAGGAGAGUUUGAUCAUCGCGACUCCGUGCUGCAACAGGAUAGGAGUGUAUCUGGACUUCAGGGGUGGGACUUUGUCUUUUUAUAAUGUUUCUGAUACAAUGGUUUUACUCCAUAAAGUCAAGACUACAUUCACCCAGCCUGUAUACCCAGGAUUUUGGGUGGGUUUGAGCUCUACUUUGAGACUGUGCUCUCUUUAA